Molecule: messenger RNA, 2070 nt
Organism: Aureobasidium uvarum
Lineage: Eukaryota; Fungi; Ascomycota; Dothideomycetes; Dothideales; Saccotheciaceae
Source: the annotation of a GenBank genome assembly
AUGGUGAACCAAAAGAAGCCUGUGCGCAACCCUCGCGGCGGUGGCAUCGCAAAGAGAAAGGGCAGAACCGAUCGCGAUGGUGACCUUGUCAUGGAUCCCACUGCACGCGCUCGUCCAGGUGGCGGUAUCAACAAGGGCGGCAAGACAAGCGCACCCAAGACGCGCGGCGCAAAGCCUGGUGCUCGUGGUCCCGGAUUCGAAAAGAAGCUCGCCAGCCACGUCGGAGGUGAUUCAGCUGCAGUCCGCACACGACCAAGCAGGGGACUAGAAGAACUCCGAGUCACAGGCCAGAAGAACAGCAAGGCAGCCUCCAACACAGACGGCGGCCUGAGUUCGCUCAUUGCCUGGAUCGAGAAGAGGGCCUCGUUGAAAGCCAAGAGAGCAGUCAAAGUCAAGAAGGUACACUCAUCGACAUUCGCGCAUCCCACCCUCUUUCAGUCGCCAGGUUCGGUCCGCUUUCGUUUGCAGCCAAUUCCAGAACGACGACCAGGAACCCCGACACUAUUGCUCUAUCCCCGAUGCUCUUCCAGACCUUUCUAUAAUGUUGUACUAACGUCAUGUAUANNGUCCCGAACUGAAGGAGAUGACUUGCUGAUAUCCGUUCCUGGCGAAGACGCUGCCCAUGUGCUGCGGGUCGACGGCUACGUCUUUGCUGGCGCAAACAUGAAGAUCGAGCGAGCCUCUGCCCAGGACCUCGACACUGGUGUCUCCAAGGAGACGACCAUCGCUAUGCUCAAGGGCGUCCUCGUCAGAAGAUACAAUGUCGAAGCAAAGUUGCUCGAUCUCAGCGCCCUCGGCGCAGAUCCCGACCUCAAAGCCGCUCAAAUCUUUGACAGCAGCUCAACCACAGGCAAAUUCUUCCCUGCCCUCAUGAAGGUCCUAGACCAACAGUUCAAAUCAGCUGCUGAGAAGAACGACGCUAUCAUCAGCGUCACUCUCGCCAACAACGAACUCUCAAGCAUCAGUCCCGUCACAACUCUCGCUCAAACCCUAUCACAGCUCAAGAACCUGGAUCUGUCAAACAACGCCUUCAAGGACCUGACUGGUCUCGAAGCAUGGAGGCGCAAGUUCCCCAAGCUUGACCACCUCAUCGUGUCUGGCAACCCUCUGGAACAGGCCGAGCCCGACUAUGCCGCAAAGCUCAUGGCCUGGUAUCCUAAACUUCGUCUCCUCAACACUAUUCAAGUUCGCUCUGAUCAGGACGCCGAGAGCGGUCGUCAAGUUGCCGACAUCCCCUAUCCCAUCAAGGGUCCCAACUUCCAGGACGAGGGCCAGAUUGCCGAAAACUUCUUGCGUACCUUCUUCGCAGGCUACGACACAGAUCGCGCAACCCUGGCACAGCAGUACUACGACGAGCAGUCCGACUUUUCAUUCGCCGUCAACACUGCCGCUCCUCGAGACCCCACAAAAGCCCACGAUACCGCCCCCCAGGAAUGGGAUGCCUACAUCAAGGGCAGUCGCAACCUGAAGAAGAUCACCCACCUUCCCGCCAGACAGAGCCGCCUCUGCCGUGGCGCUCAAGCCAUCCACCAGAGCUGGUCUGCUCUUCCUGCUACCCGCCAUCCCGAUCUUGCUACCCAACCUCAGAAGUGGCUCAUCGAAUGUCAAUCACAACCCGGCGUCCCUGAUCCUACUGGCGCAUCACCUGUCGGUGUCGACGGCUUCCUCAUCACCGUUCACGGCGAGUUUGACGAGAUCGAUGCUAGCGGUCAAGUCAAGAAAGCCCGCUCCUUCGAUCGCACCUUCAUUCUUGGUCCCGGCGGCCCUACCGGUGUCCGCGUUGUUAACGACAUGCUGACUAUCCGCGCUUACGGAGGUUUCGCCGCCUUCGAGCCCGACCACAACGAACCACAAGUCCCAGUCGAGGCCGGCGUGCCCGUGCUCCCACCUGGACUCACACCCGAGAUCGCCGAACAAAUGGUCCUCGAGCUCCAGAAGCAGACCUCCAUGACUAUUCAGUACGCCAAGGACUGUCUUGAGCAGGUGCAGUGGGAUUUUGACCGCGCUUUGCAGGCUUUUACUGCCGUUAGAGCCAAUCUGCCUGCCGAUGCAUUUGUUCAGGCUGCUUAG